This is a messenger RNA of Prunus avium (sweet cherry), 1954 nucleotides long. RefSeq lists its product as uncharacterized. NCBI's taxonomy places the organism in Eukaryota, Viridiplantae, Streptophyta, Magnoliopsida, Rosales, Rosaceae. The record is from RefSeq and is a predicted model, not a curated record.
ACAUGUACCUUGGUCUUUUGUUCUUCUUUGUAGCUAUCCUCAUAGAGAGAAAUACAGAGAUUUUUGGGGUUUUAGAGUUGGGUUUUGCUUUUCUCAGUUUAAGAAAUAGAAAGGGAGAGAGUCCAUGGAUUUGCUUAUUUAGACUUGGUAGUUUCCUUGGGAGUAAGUACGCUACAAUUCAAUGAUGGCAUUUACUGCAUAAUUCUAAAACCAGAUUCUUCUUUUUUUUGGUGAAGUUUGAAAUGUAUAUAGAAUUAUAAGCUUUUAGCAGUGAUUUUGGACUUUUUGGUGUGGAUUGUUUGAUGGAAGCAAUGUCUUUGUGCAUUUGGAAAUAUCCUUUCUGCAAAUUGGGCUUUGUGAAUACACGUAGAACCCUGUAUAGGACAAGGUUGAAUGUUGGUCUAGCUUUAAGUCCAUCCCCAGUGCUCUUACACACGGAUGGAAGUGGAAAGUUUCAAGAGUAUAAGAAGGGUUCUGGUUCAAAUACAGUUGGUAUAAUAGGAGGGUUAUCUGUUAAUUCUACUCUUAAUUUUUUGAGAAACCUUAUCAACUGGAGUUCAAGAGAUGGAGAAAGUUGUCCUCCUUUUGUUCUUUGCUCUGAUCCUGCGUUGAAUAAGGAGCUGUUAUCGAUUGAGAGACCUUCUUUUCCUUCUGUUAUCAGUAAAAAUGAAGGUACAGAAUUGGAUCCUACUCUGAUUGUGGAGAAUUUGAGGAGUAAGAGGAUUUAUCUUGAAAAUUCGGGAUCUCGUUGCAUCGUAAUGCCUUGUCAUAUUUCACAUUCUUGGCAUGAUCAAAUUUCAGAGGGAUGUUCUGUUCCUUUCCUUCACAUGGGUGAGUGUGUUGCCAAGGAACUCAAGGAAGCAAAGUUGAAGCCACUUGAAGCUGGGAGUCCUUUGCAGAUUGGAGUGAUUGCAACCUAUGCAACUUUGAAAGCAGGAUUCUAUCAAGAGAAACUGCGGAAUGAGGGUUUUGAGGUUGUUCUGCCAGAUAAAGCAACCAUGGAACACACUGUAAUCCCUGCUAUUGAAGCCUUAAACAGAAAGGACAUAGAAGGGGCACAGAAUCUCUUGAGGAUUGCAGUCCAGGUUCUUCUAGUGAGGGCUGCCAACACUGUAAUUCUUGCCUCCGAUGAUAUGCGGGAUCUUCUUCCCCCGGAUGAUCCUCUUGUUAAGAAAUGCAUUGACCCUAUGGAUGCAUUGGCUAGGUCAACCAUAAAAUGGGCUCAAUCUGCUAAAGAAGCUGUUGUAGCAGGCUCCAAAGUAGCUUUCCACUUGAGCCAUACCUGUCACAUAAAGAAUACCAAUGAUUAAAUUCGAAUCAAUUUUACGUCUAGCUAAGAUCGUACACUUUUGAUUAUGGGUUCCUGCAUCUUUCCAUAUUGUGGAUAAUUACAUUUAUAUCAAUUCCAUGAUAUACAUUUUCCUAUUUGUGUAAGGAAUCUCAGUGAGGUUCACAUGUAUAAAGUCAUUAUUGUUAUAUGUUAUUUCACACAUGAAUACAAUCCUUAUGUAACUUGCAAGGGUGGGCGCGAUCUGGUUUGGUUUCGUUUAGGACUCAAACCGUAAACUGAAUCAUUGUAACAUAACGGUACGGACUAGUUCAGAGCAGGGCUCAAAAUAGUAGCAUAACCAAACCAGUCCAUUUAGUGACUAGUUGAGUCUGUCAUUACCCUUGCAACUAAGCAAAUAUUCUAUCUUCUUUUACUUAUAUCAAAGGGAACUCAAUUGAACUAGAGUUGAGAAAACUUUUUAUCAUAGAAGACAGAGAAAUUUUGAAAGAUGUCUAGAGAAAGAGGCCUAGGGAAGUUUACCAGUUGCAAACUGGGUGCUCAAGGACUUUGUACAACCAAAUGUACAACUGUAGACACCAUCCACUAGAGUUCUAAUGCAGGGCUCCAUACAUGUAGUUGUGCAUUUUGAGUAGACUAGCGGUACUCUGAUGAUUCCUUCAUGCA